CCAGGACAGGCCGGCUACAAAAAGACCAGGAAGACUUGUGUCCUCACAGUUUAUCCACACACACACCUGACUUGUAUUGGCCCGAAGACCCUCCCUGUCCAUCUCUUGAUCUGUAAUGGAGUCUGCUAUUGGUGUGCUGGUGGCCCAGUUCAAGGCGCAUGCUGGCAGCGAUGGUUCCUCUGACACACUGAGCAGAGAUGAGUUCCACAGACUGGUCAAAUCAGAGCUCCCCAACUUUGUCAAGAAUGCUGCCGACCCCACUGCCAUUGACCAGCUCAUGAGCUCAUUGGACAAGAACAAUGAUGGAGAGCUCAACUUCCUGGAGUUCUGGCAGCUGAUUGGACAUCUCGCAAGCAAGCAUGGGGGGUUCAGCCAAUAGGGAGUCCUCAGAUACUCUGUUACAGUUUCACGUCUGUCACUGGCUUGUCUGUGUGCCAUGUAGUUUGAGAAAAUGGGAAAACAGCCAAAUGGAAAACACCCUAAAGUCUAUUUCAACUGCACAACGCUGUGUUUUUGCCAGUCUUUCUGUAUUUCUUCUCACCCUGUCCUCUCACCUGCAGCUGCCAAACUGGCACAGACUCUGUCAGAGAAUACUAUUGAACAGCAAUAUUAGAACCAGUCCUUGCUGUUUCCCAGAACACACACACACACUCACAGCUGCUUGUGCUUACAGGUCUUCAAGAAUGGGAAUGCAUUGUGUGAAAACAGAGAGUGUGUGUGUAAGCAUUAUGUAUUCUUGGCUUGUGUAAUACUUAGGAAAAGCAUCUUGUGAUGUUUGUCAUCUUCCUCCCGGGCACAAACAGAAGCUGCAGUGUUGGCAAAGCAGGAUUUUAAUGUGAAAAGCUACAAAUAAAUGUAAAUAAAAUAUAAAAACGU
Epinephelus moara (kelp grouper) is the source of this 876-nucleotide messenger RNA. RefSeq names its product protein S100-A11-like. NCBI's taxonomy places the organism in Eukaryota, Metazoa, Chordata, Actinopteri, Perciformes, Serranidae. The record is from RefSeq and is a predicted model, not a curated record. The transcript has 3 exons. Gene Ontology annotation, molecular function: transition metal ion binding; calcium ion binding. The coding region runs from base 116 to 379 and encodes 87 amino acids. Gene Ontology annotation, cellular component: perinuclear region of cytoplasm.